Messenger RNA from Polyodon spathula (Mississippi paddlefish), 1761 nucleotides. RefSeq names its product serine/threonine-protein phosphatase 2A 55 kDa regulatory subunit B alpha isoform. Gene Ontology annotation, cellular component: protein phosphatase type 2A complex; cytosol. The record is from RefSeq and is a predicted model, not a curated record. The coding region runs from base 185 to 1540 and encodes 451 amino acids. NCBI's taxonomy places the organism in Eukaryota, Metazoa, Chordata, Actinopteri, Acipenseriformes, Polyodontidae. The transcript is spliced from 10 exons. Gene Ontology annotation, biological process: peptidyl-serine dephosphorylation. Gene Ontology annotation, molecular function: protein phosphatase regulator activity; protein binding.
GUGCGGGGGGAGGAGGGUGCGCCAUUUUGAAAGUGGAAGGAGAGGGGAGGAAGCAGAGAGAGAGGCAGCGGAGCCUCACAAUCCACCUCCAUCCUCACUGUGUGCCGGCGAUCAGCACACACAGCCCGGCCAAGCUAGAGCCCGCAGACACGCAGUCAGCUCCAGGGACAGCCGCAAGCGCGUCAUGGCAGGAGCCGGAGGCGGGGGCAAUGAUGUGCAGUGGUGCUUCUCUCAGGUGAAGGGGGCCAUCGACGAUGACGUUGCUGAAGCUGAUAUUAUUUCGACUGUGGAGUUCAAUCACUCUGGAGAGCUGCUGGCGACGGGCGACAAGGGAGGCAGAGUCGUCAUCUUCCAGCAGGAGCCAGAGGUCAGAAACAAUAAGAGCCAGUUGCAGUGCCGAGGCGAGUACAACGUUUACAGCACCUUCCAGAGUCACGAGCCGGAGUUCGACUACCUGAAGAGCUUGGAGAUUGAGGAGAAGAUCAACAAGAUCCGCUGGCUGCCCCAGAAGAAUGCAGCGCAGUUCCUGUUGUCCACAAACGAUAAAACUAUAAAGCUGUGGAAGAUCAGUGAACGAGACAAGAGACCAGAGGGGUACAACCUAAAAGAGGAGGAUGGGAGGUACAGGGACCCCUCCACAGUCACAACACUACGGGUGCCGGUGUUCCGGCCCAUGGACCUCAUGGUGGAGGCGAGUCCACGCAGGGUGUUUGCGAACGCACACACCUACCACAUCAACUCCAUCUCGGUCAACAGCGACUACGAGACCUACCUGUCUGCGGACGACCUGCGCGUCAACCUGUGGCACCUGGAGAUCACCGACCGAAGCUUCAAUAUUGUCGAUAUCAAGCCGGCCAACAUGGAGGAGCUGACGGAGGUGAUCACGGCCGCAGAGUUUCACCCCAACCAGUGCAACACCUUCGUCUACAGCAGCAGCAAGGGCACCAUCAGGCUCUGCGACAUGAGAGAGUCUGCACUGUGCGACAAGCACUCCAAACUGUUCGAGGAGCCGGAGGAUCCCAGCAACAGGUCGUUCUUCUCCGAAAUCAUCUCCUCCAUUUCGGACGUCAAGUUCAGCCACAACGGGCGCUACAUGAUGACCAGGGACUACCUGUCCGUCAAGAUCUGGGACCUAAACAUGGAGUCGAGACCGGUGGAGACGUACCAGGUUCAUGAGUAUCUCAGGAGUAAGCUGUGUUCUCUCUACGAGAACGACUGUAUUUUCGACAAGUUUGAGUGCUGCUGGAACGGGAGUGACAGCGUGGUGAUGACUGGCUCCUACAACAACUUCUUCCGGAUGUUCGACCGCGGGCAGAAGAAGGACGUGACCCUGGAAGCGUCGCGGGAGAGCAGCAAGCCGCGCGCCGUGCUGAAGCCGCGCAAGGUGUGUGCUGGGGGCAAGAGGAAGAAGGACGAGAUCAGCGUGGACAGCCUGGACUUUAACAAGAAGAUCCUGCACACCGCCUGGCACCCCCAGGAGAAUAUCAUCGCGGUGGCCACCACCAACAACCUGUACAUAUUCCAGGACAAACUGAACUGACCCCGGCCCGAGUGGGUGGGAGGGAGGGAGGGAGGGAAGGGGGGUACAAACGAGAGCCCACUUUCUGUAUUGUGAAUCUAGUGGAACUGUAGCCUUUGUGGGGAGGGAUGUUUCCAUGCAGCUAGCUCUUGGUAUUUUCAUUUUGUGCCAUUUUUCAUUUCUGCUCAUUUUUUUUAUGGUUAUUAAUUUUGACAUGUGGAUGGUUUUUUUUUGCGCCUCAC